AUGAACGCAACAAAGAUCGAAAUUCGCUGGUUGGUGAGCUGGUUUCGGUCGUUUGCCUCGACCCUAGGCGAUGUUGUUGCUGUGAGAGUUCGCACACAGAAAACGAUCGAUGGAAACGUUCGCAAGCAGUACAUGGACGAAAACUACACCCUGUUGCCUGCAUACUUUACCUGGGAUCAGCUCUACACUGAGAUGAACGCCUACGUGCUUGAGAACGACCUGGACUAUUGUCCGACUAGUCGGAUCAGGUCUCCUCGUAGCAACGUUUGUGACUUGUGUGCCAUCCUGCACACACGCAUGCAGUCGUGUAUCACGGCGGAGCUUACUGAUGAGCUAGGCGUCCACACUGAAGCCGCGAAGGAAAUGAGGCUGGAGUACAAGAAGGACCUGGCAUCCGUGUUGGAGGAUCACGCAGUGAUCGUCAUGGAUUUCAGUCAAAACCUGACCCUUCCCCGCGUCGCCAGUACGCCGUCUCAGUGGUACUUCUUGUCUCUUGUGAACUACAACUAUAUGUACGAUGAAUCGGUUGCUGGUAAAGAAACGGACGAGGUCAACAGCAUGCUGUAUCACUUUAUCCAGCGGAUCAUGCUGGCGAACGGCCAUCGAAAACUCCCUAUCUACGCUGACAAUUGCGGUGACCAAAACAAGAAUAACUUCGUUGUUAAGAUACUGCACCAAGACCUUCGACGGUCUUUUGACGGCAUACAGACGAACGCUGCAAAAGUGCGGAGUCUACUAGCUGCGUACUUAGAGCCUCUACAACCACCGCCUCCAAAUUUAGAGAAAAAGCAGCAAAUGUACAACAAGGUAAGACCGUACGUCCCUUCCGAGUUUGCGCCGGACCCCCUGUAUGCAGUCCCUAUAGACGGGGAAGAGCGCCACGCGAAGGAAGCUAAGCAGGCACGUCACAGCGCAAGUGCCAACAAGAAAAAAAUAGACGCUGUAGUUUGUGAUGAAGCGAAGGUCGCCCCUGUCGAUUGUGAAGAAGAGAAUGAAGACCGUACAAACGUAUCGAAAGCUACAUCAGCGCAGCCCAAGACUGGGACCCGAAGCCGCAAGCGAGCGAAGAAGGACAAUUAG
Phytophthora nicotianae INRA-310 is the source of this 1080-nucleotide messenger RNA. RefSeq lists its product as hypothetical. The coding region runs from base 1 to 1080 and encodes 359 amino acids. Lineage: Eukaryota; Oomycota; Peronosporomycetes; Peronosporales; Peronosporaceae. The transcript has 4 exons. The record is from RefSeq and is a predicted model, not a curated record.